Drosophila busckii is the source of this 1387-nucleotide messenger RNA. It is a transcript of the gene Sce, whose product is annotated as E3 ubiquitin-protein ligase RING1. Bases 36 to 1310 code for a protein of 424 amino acids. Gene Ontology annotation, cellular component: PcG protein complex; ubiquitin ligase complex. The record is from RefSeq and is a predicted model, not a curated record. NCBI's taxonomy places the organism in Eukaryota, Metazoa, Arthropoda, Insecta, Diptera, Drosophilidae. The transcript has 2 exons. Gene Ontology annotation, molecular function: ubiquitin protein ligase activity; chromatin binding.
UAAUAAUAGAAUUGAAAGACAAACGUAAAUAAGCCAUGGCUUCACUGGAACCAACUCAAAAUAAGACAUGGGAUCUUUCGCUGUACGAGCUUCAGCGCAAGCCGCAGGAAAUAAUCACAGACAGUACAGAAAUUGCAGUAUCUCCGCGUAGUUUGCAUAGUGAAUUAAUGUGUCCCAUUUGCUUGGACAUGCUUAAGAAAACGAUGACAACCAAAGAGUGUUUGCAUCGCUUCUGCUCGGAUUGCAUUGUGACGGCACUGCGCUCGGGCAACAAAGAAUGUCCGACGUGCCGCAAGAAACUUGUCUCGAAGCGUUCGCUGCGCGCUGAUCCAAAUUUUGAUUUACUUAUAUCGAAAAUCUACCCCAGCCGCGAGGAGUACGAGGCAAUACAAGAGAAAGUUAUGGCCAAAUUCAAUCAAACGCAAUCGCAACAGGCGCUUGUGAACUCAAUCAAUGAAGGCAUCAAACUGCAAUCACAGAAUAGGCCACAGCGUUUUCGCACUAACAAGGGAGGAGGAGGCGGCGGCGGCGGCGGUAGUGGUGGUGGAGGCGGCGGCAGUAGUACACGCUCCAAUGUACAAGCGCAUGAUACAGCCUCAAAUGAUAGUAAUAGCAAUACUAACGGCACAGACCGUGAGAGUAGGGAUGGCACUAGCACUGGGUCAGCUGCAGGAGCACCAAAUGUACCCUCCUGCAAUGCCCCAGCGCAGCCUCCUGCGUCGGCAGGCACUUCUGGUGCCAGUACCUCAUCGAGUCGUAUGCAAGUUGAUGAUGCCUCUAAUCCACCGUCUAUACGCAGCACACCAUCGCCGGUACCGUCAAAUUCUAGCAGCACUAAGCCCAAGCGCGCCAUGUCAGUAAUGACCUCCGAGCGAUCCGAGGAAUCAGAGUCAGACUCACAAAUGGAUUGCCGCACCGAGGGUGACUCAAAUAUAGACACUGAAGGCGAGGGCAAUGGGGAACUUGGCAUUAAUGAUGAAAUCGAGCUCGUAUUCAAACCGCAUCCCACGGAAAUGUCUGCGGAUAACCAACUAAUCAGGGCACUCAAGGAUAACUGCGUGCGUUACAUUAAGACAACAGCAAAUGCAACUGUAGAUCAUCUAAGCAAGUAUCUAGCCAUGCGUCUGACUCUAGACUUGGGUGCUGAUCUGCCGGAGGCGUGUCGUUUGCUUAACUUUUGCAUCUACGUUGCACCGCAGCCCCAGCAGUUGGUUAUUUUAAAUGGCAACCAGACUUUACACCAGGUCAACGACAAGUUCUGGAAGGUUAAUAAGCCCAUGGAAAUGUAUUACUCCUGGAAGAAAACCUAAAAUUUAAGUUUGAAGCAAACAUUUAUUUCUACAGCGGAAAUAUAAUCGCAACAUUUUCUCAAGACGUUCUUCACAUG